GCCAGAUAAAAUACCACAUUUUUCAAAUUAAAUGAAAAAUUAUAGUUUUACAUUCAAACAGAGGUAAGUUGAAGUAUGUAAUAAUGUAAUAUGAAAUAGCCCUAUUUUUUUUCGCUUUUCUGAUGACGUCAAAUCGUGGGCGAACACCAUCUGAUUUACUGCAAGACCGUCCGCUGACAAAAUAGUUUUUGUAAUGAAUUGGAUGUAUUUGAUGCUCAGUAUUAAAAUUGUAGAGCUUGAUUAAAAGUCUAUAAACAAUUUUGUUAUGAAAAUAAAUAUAUAGUGAAUGUUUAUAAAAAAUAUUUUUGUAGCACUAACAUUAAAUUUACGUUGUAAUAUCAAUGCGCAUCCUGAUCCGGUUUACGGGAACUAUCCUGUCUUUUCACUUAAUACAUUGAUUGGAGAACAUGUCAUAUAACUCUACUGAACAAGAUCGGUAAGAAUUAAUAAGUCAUGCUUAAAGUUUGUGUCUAAAUGUUAGUAUUCAAUAGCUUAUGUUAUUUCGAUAUUUAUUUGACUGCCUCUAUCAAUGUAAAUGUCUAGUUAGUUAACAAUGGCUUUAGAAAACUGUCACCCAACAUGAAAAUGUCUGCCUUGCCGUUCAAUGGUGCCCGUAAACCUAUAUGGCGGAUCAGCACGUGUUUCGCUAGCGAUUCUCACAAUCUGUAAUUUUUUUAAUACAUAUUUGAAUGAGAUUGUUACUCAGCAAAUAUAUUUUGAAGGGGCGAUUUAGUGAGCCAGUUAAAGGUUUAUUUCUGCGUAACUUAGUUAGCCUACUCAGGAAUGACAUCAUCAUCAUGCCAACCCCCACAAAAAUAUGGCGGGCCAUUCUUGUAGGCUUUUCACGCCAAACAUUUUCAUUUUGCAAUAAAUAUUUUAAAAAACUUUUACAAAAUUUUUUUUUUUUAUCUCAUGAUUUUAAAGUGGGGGGUUGUCAUUCUCCCCACAAUUGAAACUAGGCAUUGUUAGGCUUGCAAUAGAGUUUGUAUAGGAUAGGUUCUGGCUUUUGUAACAUUCUGAUAGAUACUUACUUGUUCACCCAUUGCGAGUGAUAAGUGAUACUUAUUGUCGAUCAUUUAUAUCAAUCUUAGCAUAGGUUGAUUUAUUGUUUUUUAUGGCUUUGAUUAGCUUAUCAAGUUCUUAAAUUUGUUAAAAAUAAAUUGAAUGGUGUUUCAAUAUUUAAUUUGGCUCAAGCCUACAUUAUGAAUAACCAAUAAGUUAAGUACAGCUACAGAAUGUCUAGUACACUUCAGAAAUAGCAUUUGCAAAAUAGAAACAUGCUGGCUGAGAAGACAAAAGUUGGUGCCUAGACUUUUUAUAUUUGAUUUUUUCUUUUCCUUGUCAAAAAUAUAUUUUUACUGCUUUUAAUAGAUACUUUGGUCAAAAAUGUAAACAUUUUUUAAAAAAUAAACCAAUGGCACAGUUGAAUAGAGCUAAUUUUAAACAGAAUUAUAACACCAACAUCAUAUUUUUAGCUGUUGUAGUUUUAAAGUUAUGAAUUUUUAAAGUACGACUUGGUUUGUCCUUUUUUAACAUGGACUGCAUCUCCACAUUCUGUGACCUCAUUCCGCCGAUCGCGUCAUGCGCAAUGACUAUAUAGUUUAUAUAAGGCUAAAGCAUUCCCGUAUCACUAAAAUACUGUUUAGGGUCGAUUUAUUUUAAACUUUCAACUUUGGCACAUGAAUAAUUAAUUAAAGCUUUCCCUGACCAAUGGUUUAAUAGUUUUUGCACACGGCAAACACUUAUGAAUGAAACUCUGAGAUAGUACUACGAUAUAGCCGUUAUGCAAGUGGCUGUGAAUGGUUGCCAAUGACAACGUGUUGCACACGGAAAUUUCUGAUCAUUUAUAAUAUGGACUCUACAGAGUUUUUAAAGCUCAAAUUAAAACAUUCCAGUUUAAAUGUCUUCAAAAUGCAUUCUGAAACACAAGUUAUCAAAUAUUUUGAUGUAUAUAGUGGUAAUAAUUAAAUAUUUCUUAAGUAUCGGCAACUUCCGCCAUUAAAAAGGGGGCGUGGCCCACGCCAUGUCGAAAUAAGGCGGAGCCCCCUUAUGGUGAUAUGGGUCACUGGGAGAAGCGUAGCGAACGUGGGACACGACCUACAUCAAUGAGAAUUGGCACAGAUAUAUAUCAAUAUCUGAUGCCUUACACGAUUUAAUAUGAAAGACCUGUAUUUUAUAUUUCACAAAAAAUUUUGCAUGCGAAGAUGCCUUAUAUAAACCAAAGAUUUCCAAAAUAAAGGUCGAUUGAAAAAGCAAAAUAGUUGGAUUGAAAUGUAGGCCAAGAUGUCUUCCAAAUUAUAAGGCCGGAAACGGAACUCAAAUAUAUGUCCAAAGAACUAAUUUAAUAAUAAAUAGACACACACAUCAGAAAAUUAAAAACUCGGAUUUUUCGGCGCCGACGCCCAUUUCCGAUACAAAAAAAGUAGUAGUCUCCCUUGUUUUAUCGAAGUAUCUACUUUUAAAUUAACAGUUUUAGAUGCAUGAAACCGGUGGAUAUAUUAUGUAGAUAUAUUGUAGGUUCAUGUGUUUUAAUGAAAUAUUGCACAUGCUAUAUAUGAGUCGUAAGUGGAAAAGGAUUUACUAUAUUAUAUAUUAGAGACCGACCGAAAGUGAUUUUCUGAUUUCGGCCGAAGCCGAAAAUAGGCCGAAAUUUUAAAAUGACUUACGGCCGAAACCGAAAAAAGGCCGAAAUUUUAAAAAUGACUUUCGGCCGAUACCGAAAAAAGGCCGAAGAUUAAAAAUGAAUUUCGGCCGAAACCGAAGCCGAAACCGAAAAUGAAAUAUUAAGAUAUUUUGAAAUUCGUUCCCGCAUACAUUCUGCAUACAUCGAAAAUGAUGUGGGAAAGUAUAAAUAUUUACAUUCUUUUAUAACAAAAAUUAGAUAAUCGUAAAUAUUAAUAAAUAAACAUCUAAUAUAGGGGUCUCAAACUCGCGGCCCGCGAGCCAUAUGUGACCCGCAAGACUAUAUUUUGCGGCCCGCAGAAAAGUUUAGUGUAAAUGCGCCGGCCCGUUUCCCCCAUUCUCAUAUCUAUAACGUGACUCUCCGCGACGGUUUCAGUCGAAUAUCACCGACUAGUCUAAUUCUGACUUUUUAAAAAAAAAUAUUUCUACAUAUUUUUGUAUGCCAGGUCUCUGGCAACAGUGAGUAGUUCUUGAGAACCCUUAAUGAUUUUAUUGUUAUUUAUAAAGGUUGAGCAGAUUGUAACAAUUGUAAUCGCUUUUUUGUGGAUAACUUGAUGCGGCCCACUCUCAUUCAGACACUACCUCCUGCCCCCCCCCCCCUUUCGAACGAUUUGAAAUUGAGAUCCUUGGUCUAAUGAAUACUUUGGAUUUUACCAUUUUAUUAUAAAAGUAAUUUAAAUUGCUUUACAAUUUUUUUUUUAAAAUUCGUACGGUAGAAGAAAAUUAAGCAAAACUUGGGGGGGGUGGGGGGGGGGGAAUUAAUGCAAACUAUUAUUUUUUUAAACAGGGUCUCUAAAAAAAUGUGGUUCUAAAAGAUCGCUUAAUUUGUUUUUAAAGAUCGUUUAGUUGGUUGUUAUUGAUCGUUUAGUUUGUUGUUAAAGAUCGGUGAGUUUGUUUAUAAAGAUCACUUAGUUUGUUUUUAAAGAUCGUUUAGUUUGUUGUUAAAGAUCGUUUAGUUUAUUGUUAAAGAUCAUUUAGUUUGUUGUUAAAGAUCGUUUAGUUUGUUGUUAAAGAUCGUUUAGUUUGUUGUUAAAGAUCGUUUAGUUUGUUGUUAAAGAUCGUUUAGUUUAUUGUUAAAGAUUGUUUAGUUUGUUGUUAAAGAUCGUUUAGUUUGUUGUUAAAGAUCGUUUAGUUUGUUGUUAAAGAUCGCUUAGUUUGUUAUUAAAGAUCGCUUAGUUUGUUGUUAAAGAUCGUUUAGUUUAUUGUUAAAGAUCGUUUAGUUUGUUGUUAAAGAUCGCUUAAUUUGUUCUUAAAGAUCGCUUAGUUUGUUCUUAAAGAUGUCCAGUUUUGUUAAUGAUCGUUUCAUUUGUUCUUAACGAUCGCUUAGUUUGUUGUUGUAAAGAUCGUUUAGUUUGUUGUUAAAGAUCGCUAAGUUUGUAGUCAAGGAUCGGUUAGUUUGUUCUUAAAGAUCGCUUUGUUUGUUUAAAGAUCGCUUAGUUUUUUCAUAAAGAUCGCUUAGUUUGUUCUUAAAGAUAAUUGAUUUUGUUCCUUAAGAUCGAUUAGUUUGUUCUUAAAGAUCGUUUAGUUUGUUCUUAAAUGUCCCUUAGUUUGUUGUUAAAUAUCGUUUAGUUUGUUUUCAAAGAUCGCUUAAUUUGUUCUUAAAUGUCCCUAAGUUUGUUGUUAAAUAUCGCUUUCGCUGAGUAUGACCGAAAACCUGAGUCACUUUCGGCCAUCCGGCCGAAAGUCUAAGUCAAUUUCGGCCGAAACCGAAGAAAAACCGAAAGUUAACUUUUCUCCUUCGGCCGAAACCGAAAUUAAGCCGAAAGUUAACUUUUCAGUUUCGGCCGAAACCGAAACUUGGCCGAAAGUGAUAAAAUGGCCACUUUCGGCGCCGAAACCGAAGCCGAAGCCGAAAUUCGGUCUGUCUCUAUUAUAUAUUAUACACAGUUGGCUGGGAAUCAAAAACUUAAUGUUAGUCCCACUAGAUAAAUGGUUUACUUCCACUAGUAUUCAAAGAAAAAAAAGGAGUUAGCAGAAUUAUGGGCUGCCUUGAAUCUAUAAUUACUUUAACAGACUUUAUUAUAAUACCAUUAUACACAGUUGGGUGGGAAUAAUGCUUAACACUAUUCCCUGCUAAUAGUCUAUUACCGUUAACUAUGAUUAUUCCCAGCCGACCGAAUAAAUGCUCCGAUAUCAUCCGUUAUAGAAAUCAAUUACUUUUUUUAAAAGCGUUAAGUGCAGGAACUUGGGCCUUCUCAGUUUUCUUUUAAUGAAUUUCUCCAGAUAGUUGAAUUGGAGGCAUCCUUUAAAAUCAUCAAUUUUUGCAGAUUCAAAUAGGUUUGAAUUUUUGUGUAUUUUAGGGACAGGUCUCAAACCAAGGGACCCGCUGAAGAGUACAUCCCUGAGGCUGAUGGUGUCAUCGAGGUAAUACAUUUUAUCAUUAUUAGUGUUACAGUGAUGUUAAAUAAAUCUUAGAAGUCUUUGGCCUACUCAACUUGUUGAUUUAAUUUUUCAUAAAUAUUUUUCCCUUCUGUUAGAGCAACUACGAUGGAGUCGUGGAUGCUUUUGAUGACAUGUCCCUCAGGGAGGAUUUGCUCAGAGGCAUCUAUGCUUACGGUUUUGAAAAGCCAUCUGCUAUUCAGCAGAGGGCAAUUCUACCAUGCAUUGGAGGUAAGUCAAUUUAGUUUUUAUUUUUCUAACAUAAAUAUUCAGAUUUAUGAGUUAGGUUAUCAGUGUACAGAACAAACACAGUACUUAAAUUAUAACAGGCACUUUUUAAAUUUCUAUUGAUCUCCUUGUACCAAGCUGUUAUGAUUAUUAUUAAUUUAUUUUAAAAAAUUAGGUCGAGAUGUGAUUGCCCAGGCCCAGUCUGGCACAGGAAAAACAGCUACAUUUUCCAUAGCUAUAUUGGAGAAACUUGAUCUGAAUAACAGCAACACACAAGCACUUGUGCUCGCUCCAACUAGGGAGCUUGCUCAGCAGGUAUUUAAAAAAAAAAGACAUUUCAUUUCAUGUUUGCCUUGUUUCAAUUAAUUCCAUGGGUGCUAAAUUUUAAACAUAUGUUAGGGGGUCAUUCCCAAAUUACGUCAUGGGGGGUGGGAGGGGGAAUGUCAGUCUAGAAUUUGUGUCACUUUCUAAUUUUGAAAAAUCUUUGAUCAAUUAAUUUUGAAAACAUUAAUUUGAAAUUGCCUCAGGUAUUAAAAUUACCGGGAAACUCAUCAAUUGUUCUGGUCAUUUUACAUUCGGCUUGCGGAUUGCUUUGUUGUUUUGCGUUAGAAUAUUAAUAAUAUUACAUCUUAAUCCAUUAUGGGGAAAAUGUUAAAUAAAAAUUAGUUUAGUUGUGAAUAUUUUAUGUAUGUUUUGAUAUUUUUUUUACGUGUCAUGUGACACUAAAGGGGGGGGGGUGUAAAGAAAUUGGGACAAGGGUCUAUAAAGGAUCUUUUUUGCGUGACAUAAUUUGCGAACGACCCCUUAUAUAGUGUUAAAGAAUCAUAUCCCAAAAACUUAAUUACUUUCAUUUCCAACAUUCCAUUUCAUGUGCACCAACUUGGCUCCAGUUAAUCUGUUACAAUGCACAUUGUUUUUAAUAAUCUUUUAAAGGCAUGUGAAUAUGAUUUAUAGUGAGUUGUAAUUUGUCUUUAAGUAAUUAUUUCAUUACUAGCUUCAGUGAAUGAUUGCAUUUAAUUUUUGUCUGGGAUUUGCAUGAUUAUUUUUUUCUUUCUUUGUGCCAACUAAAAGUUUCUUAUAAAUGUGUUUUUCUGAACAAUGGAAAUGUUUUAUCAUGAAUAGGCUGCUGUGACUCCUAUGUUGUCAGUUUUUACAGGUCUUUUAGUCUUGUUAGUUUAUCAAUUUUAAUGGAUGAUAGACAACGUAAAAAUUGUAUUUUAAAAAUCCAUAAAGGGAAACCUGAUUAUAGUUUUGACAUCCUUACCAUUGUUUUUUAUUUCAGAUUCAGAAAGUUGUCUUGGCGCUCGGUGAUUAUCUGGGUGCCCAGUGUCAUGCCUGCAUUGGUGGUACAUUGGUGCGUGAAGACAUGAGAAAAUUGGAGAGUGGGGCUCAUGUUGUUGUUGGCACACCUGGCCGGGUGUAUGAUAUGAUCAACCGCAGAGCUCUCAAUACUAAGGACAUUAAAAUGUUCGUGUUGGAUGAGGCUGAUGAGAUGUUGUCCAGGGGUUUCAAAGAUCAAAUCUAUGAUGUCUUUAGGUUUAUGCCUACUGAGAUCCAGGUACGUUUGUUGAAAAUAGGGUUUUGAGAACUGUAAUAGUAUUUUACCACAUAUGCUGUUUAGAAAUUAUCUUCCUAAAAGCACUGAUCAGUUUUCUAUAACUGUCUCGGCCGUCAAACGGAAGUAAAGUAAAACCAUGUUUUAUUUGGGUGAGGUGGUAAAUAUGAUAUCUGCUAUCUCAAUAUAAAACCUAACAUAUUUGGAAAUUUGAUGGAAAGAAUAUAGUGAGAUUGUCAUGGAUUUAGUAUCAUUUUUCAAGGUUAGUUGGCAACAGAUAUUAUAUAUUGGAAUGUGACUGGUUAUUUCCUAACAUGUUGAUUGAAUAUAAUUUAAUAUCCUCAGGUGAUAUUGUUGUCCGCAACCAUGCCAAGUGAUGUGUUGGAGGUAACCCAGCGCUUUAUGAGAGAUCCUGUACGGAUCCUUGUCAAAAAGGAGGAGCUUACCCUUGAGGGUAUCCGCCAGUUCUACGUUCAAGUAGAAAGAGAGGUAAAUAAUAUCCCUGUGUAAAAUUUGUGUUGUAAUGGAAGGGUGAUUUUAUUUUAACUAUUUCAACAGUUACUUUCAGUAAUCGGUCUUCUUAAAAGCACUGUGCAGUCUCUAAUAGCUGUUCCAGUCGUCAAAUAGAAGUAUACUAAACCCAUGUGUUUUAUUUGGGUGAGGUGGAAGAUUUGAUAUCUGCUAUCUCAAGAUAAAGCAUAACAUUUUUAGAAGUGUCAUGGAAAGAAUGGAGUAGGAUUGUUACAGAUUAUUAUUUUUUAUCUCAGUUUCAUUAUUAUAAAAGUCAAAUCAUCUCAUUGUUUGCAUUAUUUUCUAUAUUCAAUUGGAUUUUCUAAAUUUCUGUCUUGUAAAUGCGGUAUAAAAGUGUAGUCUUCAUGCCUAAUUAAACAGUAGUUUAGCAAUAAAUAAUAGGUAAAAAAAUGUUUGCAGUCAUUUUUAAUAUGCUUCAUGUGAAGUUACUGGUGUCAUAUUUUUUAAGCAGGGACGUACACGAGAUAGUUUUGAGUUUAAAUUGAAUUUAAGUAUUUUUUUGAAUUUUGGUAAUUAGCCAGUUUGUUGUUCUUUCAUAACUGUUGAAAUUGUUGGCAUCUCAGAUUAAGAAAAUUCCAAAUCGUACUAUCAGUUGUACUUUUGUUUCUUUUCAUCCUUAAAAAAUUCAAUUAUCUUCCUAAAAGCACUGUGCAGUUUUCUAUAGCUGUCCAAGCCGUCCAACGGAAGCAUAGUAAAACCAUGUGUUUUAUUUGGGUGAGGUGGUAGAUUUAGUAUCUUCCAUCUCAAUAUAGAACCUAACAUUGCCAUAAAAAUACCCCUAUGUCAUGUUGGUGUAAUUUUAAAGACUAUGCAGGGUGAUUGCUGUUUGAUUUACUUAGCUAUGUCUUUUCAGAUUAGUAAAAAGAAUGAAAUAUUUUAUUUUCUAAUUAUUCUUAAGGUAUACCCUGUAGUAAUGUAUUUGAUUGGAAAAUAGAGUUUAAUGAAAUUUUUAUUUCUCAUCCCUGGAUAAAAUUAUUUAAAAAUAUAAGCUGAAUUAAACUAUUAAAGGGUUAAUUGUAUAUUAUUGUUUUCUAUUGAAUAAAACAGUUUUGAGGUUAGUUUAAAGGUUGGCCAGUUGCUUGUCAAUCAAAAGUUUGAUAUACGGUUGCUGCUUUAAGAAAAAAAAAAUCUCAAUAUUUGAGUUUUACACUCUUUAGAUAGUAAUAUAUAGUUUGCUGUUUUUUUGGAAGUGUUUUAACAGCUUGUAACAGUGGAUUAAUUUAGAAUAACAAGGAAAUUAGGUAUGUUUAAACAUGUAUCUUAAUGGUUAUACGUUAAUUUAAGAAAUAAAAAAGCACUACAUAAUAUAAAGGUAGUUAACAGAUGAACAUCUUAAAAUAAUCAUGUUACUAGAGCACAGAUUUCCAGUCCGUGGAGGUGACCUCAAGUGUGGUUGCCGACCAAAAGCAGGGAUUUUUUUUUGUUACUUUUUAAUUGGUGUCUUAUAGCUUAAGUUACAAUUUCAAUAAUGACAUUUAAUGUGUCACAAAUUACAGUAUACUGGACAUUUUAUAAAAAUGUUUUCCUUUCUAACAAUUUACCUUAUUUAAAGCUCUUUGUCCAGUAUAUCGUGAGGGUCACUUUUUAUAUGAAAUGUGGUCGUGACAUAAAAACGCUUAAUAACCUGUGUAAUGGAGCUACCGAGCCAUCCAAUGGAAGUAAAUAUGGAUAUGUACUUUUUUCGUCAGGAGUGGAAAUUGGACACACUUUGUGAUUUGUAUGAGACCCUUACUAUUACUCAAGCUGUUAUCUUCUGCAACACCCGUAGGAAGGUCGAUUGGCUGACUGAAAAGAUGAGUUCAAGAGAUUUUACUGUCUCAGCUAUGGUAGGCAUUUUUUUUUCUUUUAUGAGCUUUCAUAUCUAUCAUAUACUGAAUUCUUCCUAAAAAGCACUGUACAGUUUACAUAGCUGCUUCAGCCGUCAACUGGAAAAUAUUAAAUUCACGUGUUCAAUUUGGGUGAGGUGUUAAACUGUGUUUACCAUCUCAAUGUUGAACUCAACAUGUUGAACAUCUCAUUGUUUGUUCUAUGUUGGUAAACAUUUUUGUUCUUAUUCUAUGCAGUCUAUGAGCAUAUGUCUAAUCUAAUUAAUUUAAUUUUACAGCAUGGAGACAUGAAUCAAAAUGAAAGAGACUUAAUCAUGAGAGAGUUUCGCUCAGGCUCCAGCCGUGUACUCAUCACCACUGAUUUGCUGGCCCGUGGUAUUGAUGUUCAGCAGGUUUCCCUAGUCAUUAAUUAUGAUCUGCCGGCAAACCGAGAAAAUUACAUUCACAGGUAAGUUUUGCGCAAUAUUAACAUUUGGUCUUGCUUUGUAUGUCAAUUUUAGGUGAAAUUUAUUAUCACUAAGUACUAUUAGUUCUUUCAUUUAACAACAGGUAAUUUUCAAUUAAUUUUCUUGGACUAGCGUUUACUUAGGCAAUUAAGGCACAGUUUGUGUUCUUUAAUUAUUUCUUUAUUGUACUUUUAUUUUUAUAGAAUUGGUCGUGGUGGGCGAUUUGGUCGUAAAGGUGUUGCCAUCAACUUUGUUACAUCUGAUGAUAUUCGCACAUUGCGAGACAUUGAGCAGUUUUACAACACUACCAUCGAGGAAAUGCCUAUGGAUGUCGCAGAUCUACUUUAAAUCUUGAUAGUUUCAUCCGCCAGUCAAAGAUUUGUGCUGUCUGAACGUGCCCAUCGCCGAUUUCUUUGUAUGAGGUUUGGGAAGACAAAACGAGUUUCAAACAAUAUUUAAGAGGUCGCUGAAACUUUGCAGUAGUGUUUAAACCUAUUGCGAUUUUGGGAGGUGUGCUUGUAAAAUUGUUUUUUCCCCCAUCCCAUUUUUUUUUUAACUAAAGGUUUUUAAAUAAUUUAUUAUCAUCUUCAUCACUUUCAUUCAUCUUCAAUUUAUUUUUUAUUUUUAAGUUGGGGGAUGAUAUUAGAUUGACAACUUGUAUAUUAUAGAGUUUUCUCACAUUUGUCUAUAUCGUUGUUGUUUUGUCUAUAUUUUCUUCAAAUAAAUGUUGUGCUGAGCAAAGUAUUUUUUUUUUUCACGUUUCACUAGAUUGUUACUUCUGGUGUCAUUUUGUUAUAAUCAAAAAGUUAGUAACAUUACAAAAUAUGCACUUUGAUUUUGUUCAAUCUUUAGACAAUUUUAGGCUGUUAGUGAGCCAUAGAUGACAUUAGCUUUUGUCCAUUUUGUAACAAAAAGAUUUUUUUUUUUAAAAAUGAUGUAUAUUUUAACAGCUACCAGUCUAUUUCUUUAAAAAAAUUAGCAUCUGUUUUUGUGAGGCCAUCCGUCUAGCCAGUUAUAGUUCUUAUUUGAAAAUGUAAAAACGAUCAUUGUUUCAAAGGGAACACAAUUUGGCUACACAUGUAAUGUUUCAUUAAUUGUAUAUGCAUUUGAUUGAGAAUGUGAGUGUAUUGUGUGUGGCUGCAUGCGAAUACUCCAUCACUCUCUCACUCUCGGCAUUGGGCAGUGUGUUAUCACUGUCUUUUAACAGUUGAAGCCUACAUCUAAGGGUUAUAUGAAAUGUUCAAGUACUGCAAGUCUUAUGAAAAAUAUAAAAAAAAUGGAUGUAAUAAAAAAUUGAAAAAGCUUAAACUUUUCAGUCCCUUUUAUUUCUGAAAGUACAUGGUAAUGCUCUAUUGAUAAAAUAGUUCUUUAAGUGGAAAUUGGUCAUUGUCAGGUCAAGCUAGUGGAACUCAUUUUAGUGUCGCUACUAUACCAAAAAUGUGGUAAAUAAUAAACUAAUAGUUGGGUCUCUAGUUGCUUAUAACCAGGAAAUUGGCUUUACUUUGGAAGACUUCUUAUAAUUUAAAGAUGUGCAUUUUGUCUUUUGGUAAAAAAAAAAAAAACCCUGAAACUUUUUCCAAUCAUGGGUAAAAAAAUUUCAUCAACCGUGAUGGUGCCUGUUCUAAACCUGUUAAACAUGCACUUUUCCUGACAUCAAACUGAAAGUACUCUUCUUCCAAUCAAAUCUAUCUCACAGUGCAAUUUCUUCCUAAAUUGUAAAUAAAUUGUUAACAAAAUAAUUGUUUGAAUAGUUUUUUUCAUAUAAUUCAAUAUGCAUCAUUUAUAUAAAUAUAAUAAAGAUAAAAAAAUUUCCUUGGACAUGGGUGGGAGGCAUGUGCUGUUGGGUUACACUUAACACAUAGAAAUUUUAAAGUUUUUCACAUAUUCUCUUACCAUUCACAUGUAAGAAAAUAUUCCUUCAGAACUUCAAUAACUUAAGAUACAUUAUAUGAAAGUGCAAAUAAGAACACUUUGCCCCUGAGACACAGUCAAAUAUAAGUCUUACUCUUGUACAAAAUCAAAAUAAUCCAUCCCACUAAUCAAUAUCUUUGGCAGUGAUUUUCUUUUUUUUCUUUUCUUAAAAUACAGUUGAUAAAACUAACAUCUCAAAAAUAUUCUUUAGUAGAAAUCUUAUGAGUUCCAGUUAGCAAUUAUUGUUACUAUAAAUAAUGCUGCAUGGUGAAGGAUCCUGGCCACUAGCAAACUUUAUUGUAAGUUUGUGGGGAGGGGGGGUGUAAGAAUAUAUACAUAGAGGUAACUUGGACUAAACUCAAUUAAUUUAAUUGAACAAAGGGUUAGCUUUCUUUAACCAAUUACUUUAACUCGCAAACCACCAUAUCACUCUUUUCACUAAUUUAAAGCUAAUUACAUUGCACAAGUAAUCGAAAUUAUAAAUAGUUGCAAAAUUUUAGAGACAGGAUUGACAAAAAAGGGCAAAAACAGCUUUAACAUUUAACUUGCAGAUCUUCUAAAGUCUUGAUAUCAUUAAUACUAAUACUAAACACAUCCUGAAUAUUACUAUUAGUUUAAUGAUGUAUCUGAGCAAUCUUUAUGCAUAGGCAACUGCAUAGUUGAUUUUGAUCAAUUGACCUAGUUUUCAUUACUGCUCAGACACAAAAAUACAUUGACUUUUUUUUUUUGCCAUAAAAAUGGUGUGAAAUCGGUUCUCAGGCAUUUAGGACAAAUGUUCAUGCACAGUUAGGUCAGACCUUGUCAUGUGUUAGCUCUGUUUCAAAGUUAUCACCACUUUCAAAUGUGACACAUGCUCUUUGUUUGCCAUGGAAUAUUAUCUCAAGUCUAGUCUAACUGAUUAUCUCUUCUAGUCUUAACUGAUUAUCUUAAGUGAAGUAGAUUGAUUAUCUCAAGCCUUUUCAUUGAUUGAAUGGAUUAUCUUGAUUCAACAACUGAAGCAUUGUGUUAGUGUAAAAACAUUUGACACUCUUUUGCUCACAACAGUUUUAAGG
Lymnaea stagnalis (great pond snail) is the source of this 12610-nucleotide messenger RNA. The record is from the annotation of a GenBank genome assembly. NCBI's taxonomy places the organism in Eukaryota, Metazoa, Mollusca, Gastropoda, Lymnaeidae.